UGACAUUUCACAAUGGGACAUUCAGGAUCCAGGCACAAACCCGAAGCACGUAUACUCCUCCUAGGACUGGACAAUGCUGGGAAAUCGACUCUUCUAUACAAACUGAAAUACGAUGAGAACUUCCACACGGUUCCUACCAUCGGAUUCAACGUGGAGAUGAUCGAAGCCAAGAAGAACCGGGAUAAAAUCAGCCUGACCGUGUGGGACGUUGGAGGUCAGGCCAAGAUGCGAGCGUUCUGGAGGAACUUUUACCAGGACACGGCUGGGAUUGUGUUCGUCGUGGACUCCUCUGAUGUUAAACGUCUGGACGAGGCCAAGGGCGUCCUGGAGCAGUCCCUAAGAAGCGAGCACCUCAGGGGGCUCCCGGUGGUGGUUCUUGCCAACAAGCAGGAUAUUGUAGGGGCUGCAACGGUAACCGAGAUCACAGAGCAGUUUAACCUGAGAAAGAGCUGCAGUGACCGAGACUGGUUCAUUCAGCCGUGUUCGGCUCUGACCGGAGCGGGUCUGGUGGACGGUUUCAGACGAAUGGCACACCUGGUGAAAAUGACACCCGACGACAAUAACAUCAAAGAGACCGUCAAGUAUAUAAGAGCUAAAUCUGUUAUACAAAAGAAGUAGCGCCUGUGGUCACUCAUUAACCACUUUUAUUGUAGGCUCAGUGCUGUCCUGACUACAGUGGGAUGUAAUUACAGUACGUGCAAUCCUGAAGUGUUCAAAACAUGCAAUAUGCUACCUUGACUUGCAAAAUAUCACUCAGAGAUAGAUUAUUAUAAUGACCAAGGCUGAGUGAGAUAUAGUUUUAUAAAGAAAAAUGUCUCCAUUCUGCCAAAGUAAAAUGUUUAUCAUGAAUUAUGACUGUAAAGUACUGUUCAGGGUCAUGUGAAAGGAUUCGAUGAGAAACGAAGGGUGUUUUCACUCUUGGUUUGCUUUAACUGAAUUGAUUAUGUCUGUAUGGUUCAUUUUAAGCAAAAUAUUGACCAACAGCUGACCCGGUACCACAAAACCAGUCUUAAGUUGCCAAUAAAAUGG
This is a messenger RNA of Danio rerio (zebrafish), 1029 nucleotides long. RefSeq names its product ARF like GTPase 14 (gene arl14). Gene Ontology annotation, biological process: establishment of cell polarity. The record is from RefSeq and is marked validated. Gene Ontology annotation, molecular function: GTP binding; GTPase activity. NCBI's taxonomy places the organism in Eukaryota, Metazoa, Chordata, Actinopteri, Cypriniformes, Danionidae.